Molecule: messenger RNA, 1998 nt
Organism: Cygnus olor (mute swan)
Lineage: Eukaryota; Metazoa; Chordata; Aves; Anseriformes; Anatidae
Product: collagen alpha-1(I) chain-like
Exons: 2
Coding region: 77-1975 (632 amino acids)
Source: RefSeq, a predicted model, not a curated record
CUCCAGCAGGAGAGCAGGGCCAGGGCUGCACCUUGCUGCUCUUGCCUCCCUUCCAGCUUCCCGGUGCUCCAGCAGCAUGGGGACCAGGGGAUGGACGCUUCCAGCCUUCGUGGGAUGCUGCCUAUGGAUUCUGCAUGGGCUCGGGGCCGCCGUCGCCGUCCCUGUGACCACGGAGGGGCCGUUUGGUGUCCACACAGCUUCUCCCACCGCGGCGCAGAGCGAGGCACGGGGCGCCCUGCCGCUGGGCACCGCGGGGACGAGCACCGCCGUGGCUGAUACUGAGACAACCGAGAGCGUCCUCGCGGGACGCCCGGCGAGCCCGUCCUUCCCCUCCGGGGCUGAGGCAGAUUUGGUGACCACGACCAGCGCUCCGACCAGUGCUCCGGCUGCGGGGAGCGAUGCUGAGGCUGGGCUCAGCCCCAGCACAGCAACACGGGCUCCCAGCGGAGAGCCCCAGGCGGUGACGGACGUGGCCACGUCUCUUAAUGCGUCCCAGGGAAACCAGACGGUUUCGGCUGCCGCCUUGGUUUUCACCCCCCAGCCCGCUUUCACCCCCAGCGCAGAGCUUGAUGUAACGGCGGCCGCUCCUGCUGCACCCCCCGGGGCCACCCCUCUGUUUGCAGACAUGAGCAAGGACAUCCUCGCGUCGGUGACAAGGGAAGGAGCGGACUUGGAGCCCACGGCUGAUGCCACAUCCCUCCCUGCCACCCUGCCACCAGCAGCCAUGAGGGCAGAGCCGACAACCGGCAGCCCCCUGGGUCCCCAUGUCACCGCACUGCUGAGCCAAGGGCUGGCCACGGCCAUGGGAGCUGCGGAGGAAGGUGUCACCCUGCCUGGGGACAGCCAAGGAGAAGGCAGUGCCCCCUCCUCGAUCCCCAGCCCCGGGGCUGGGGGGCUGCUCACGACACGGUGGGACGAGGUGCUGAGUGAGACCGUGGGUGUCACUCCGGGGCCAGCAGCUCUGGGGUCUGGCGAUGCGGGAGAUGCAGUAAAUGGUGCUGUUGGCAAAACUGAUUCAUCCCAUCUGGCUCCAGAGAAUGGGACAGUGUCGGGAGCAGCAGAAAACCCAGGGCUGACCUCCCUCCUCGCUGGACAGGCAGGGCUGAGCCCGGCCACCUCACCAGGACCGGCCAGUGGCGGGGAUGGAGAUGUGCAGGGAGCCCCAGCGGUGCCACCGGCCAGCCCCGGCUCAGCCCCAGCUCCUGCAGCCCCCGAGGCACCUGGGGAGCGAGGGGACACGGCCACCUCGCUUCUGGCCUCCAGGGCCCCCACGGAUGCGCAGAGCGACACGGAUGCCCCAGCCCCAUCCAUCACACUGCCCCUGCCCACGGGGGCUGUGGGUCCGGCCGAGCCUUCCCUGCAGCCUGCCCCAUGGCAGAGCCCCACCGGAGAACAGCAACCGCAGCUUGCCGCCGCUCUGCCGUCCCACACGGACACCCCCAGUGCUCCCGGGGCUGCUUUCCCACCCCCAGGGGCUGCAGCUGGUGAUGGGGCAGAGACAACAGCGAACCCCGACCUCGGUGCUGCCCCAGGAGCGCCUGCCUCGCUGUCCCCUGGGGGGUCACAGCCAUGGGGGACAGCAGCCGGUGCUCCCGAGGGAGCUGAUGGAGCUGGCACCGUCCCGAAUUCAGCUCUGGAUGCUGCCAGCCUGGCUUCUUCUGGACCCAAUGGCCUGGCAGGGCCUACUCAGGGGGACACAGCAGACACGGCACGGGCAGGGGACACAGGGGACAGCAGUCCUUACGCAGGCACCCAGGGUGACACCAGCUCUUCGUCCAGCAGCGCUCAGCAGGGUCCCGCUGACACCGCAGAGCUGCCGGCAGCCCCAGCAGGAACCCUGCCCAGCACCGAGCUGUCCCCUGCUGCAGCGCCUGGGGACGGAGCAGGAGCAGCCCCCGGCACCGGGAGAAGUGUCCCCGCCUGGUCCCAUGGCUCCCGGCCAUGUGGGGCUGGAGCCCGACCUCUCGGGGGCUGAAGGACCAGGACCCCUGCCCAGCC